GGCUGAGUUUGGAUUUAGCUUAUCAGUGCGACCUUGACCCUCAACUCUGGCAUGGGAUAAAAACAAAACAAAUAAGAAAGACAGGUUAAAUCAUUGCAGAUGAAUACAGAAUAUAACCAGUAUUUUCAAGGACAGGGGAUUCAAGAUUAGAUGAAAUCUACAGUCCAUCUUCAUUGUUUUAGUUCAACCAAUAAAACAGAUAUUUAAAACACUUUGAAAUCUGUGUACUAGAUGUUUGAGAAAAUUGAUGAAAAAGAUUGCAAUUUAUGCAGAGGAUCAAUGUGUUAAAGGAAUUUAAGCAUAAGUUUGUGAGUUUUGCGUCACCUGCAUGAGAUCUAACAGUAGAAAAGUGAUAGCCUAAGGUUUUUAAGGUCUGUGAUAGCACUUGAAGAACAAUGGUUUUGGCCGACACAAGUAAGGGGGAUAUAGGAUGGAAAAAGUGGCUCGUAGCUGGCUGGGCGUUCAUGGAAUGUCUGUUCUUCGCAGGACUUCUCUAUGGAUGGGCCUCUGUAAAUUUUGUUCUGAAGUCUGAAGGAAUAUAUGCUGACCUGUGUGAAGAUACUUCAAAUGAUACUGUUUUUAAAUAUGCGAGUAUAAAAAAUAACGACUCUGCAUCUGUGAAUGUAGUUUUGUUAAAUACAACAACAUUGUCAGAAAAACCAGUGUCUCCUACUCAGCCAAGCCCUGUUACAAAUGUGACAGUGGACACAGAACCAACAGCCAUACAGAAGAAAGAAGCGUGCAAGGCCCAGGACGGCAAAAUGGCACUGUGUUUUACGAUCGGCUCAGCACUAUUCUGUGUUGGCUGUGCCAUAUUGGGUCAUGUCAAUUACAAGUUUGGGACCAGAGUUACACGAUUAAUUUCAUUUACAAUGUUUAUAUCGGGCACUCUGAUGAUGGCAUUUAUCAGCAAAGAGAAUCCAUGGUUAAUGUUUCCUGGUCUGUCUCUCAUGGGAAUAGGUGGCCUACCUAUCUUAGUUACAAAUGCUCAGGUGUCAAAUUUAUUCUUGGUAGGCAGUUCAUCAGUGGUAGGAUUGCUGUGCGGAGGGUUUGAUAUGUCGUCUGCUGUAAUGCUUAUGGUCAAGAUUGCCUAUGAGCAUGGCUUCAGCAGACGGAACAUGUUUAUUAUCAUUACAGUAAUGCACUCACUGUUUCUGGUCAGCACGUUUUUCUUCCUCCCAAAAGAUUUCAUACCGAAACCCGAGGUGAAGAAAGGGCCAGAGUCAGAAUUACCUGAUGGUGGAGAGGCAGGGAUCGAACUUCUGAAGAAAAAUACUCAAUCAGGGGAAGAUACAGAUGUCAAACCAGAAUUACCAAGUUUAGUGAGUUGCUUGAAGCAGCCAAAGUUUAUCACUCACAACAUCUGGUUAUGUUUACUUCAGCUGAGAUUUUACUAUCUUCUCGGAACACUUAAUCAAUAUUUAAACAGACUUUUAGAUGAAAAUGAGGAUCAAGUAAGCCAUUUCACAGAUGUAUGUUUCUAUACAAUGAUGGGCGGAUUACUUACCUCAUUUCUCUCUGGUAUCGUCUAUGACUGGCAGAAACGGGUAUUUUCAGAUGGUAAAUCCCAGAUGUACAGAGAGGUGAUGCCAGCAGUGUUUCCCCUAGCCUUAGCCAGUGCACUAUCUGUGUUACUGUCUGUACUGGUACUCAUACCUGUUAUAGAGUUACUGUAUGUGAUCUUUAUAGUAAUGACUGUGUAUAGAUCCUUCUUGUACAGUCUAGCUGCAGCAUUCCUUAGUGCCAUGUUUCCGAGUGAAUACUUUGGUAUGUUGUAUGGUAUAAUGAUUGUAAGUGGAGGUUUAUUUGGUUGUCUACAGUAUGCUUUCUUCUCCUGGUCAGAGGCAUAUCCUGAAGGCCCACUGCAUGCUAAUAUUUUACUACUAUGCUUGGUGUUGCUGUCAUUUAUACAUCCACUUUAUUUAUGGAUCACAUGCUGGAAAGAAGAGAAGAAAUUCAAGAUCAACAGCGGAAUGGCAUUAUACAGUAGUGAAAAAGGUUGGGUAAAAUAUUUGAUGACUAUAUGGGCUUUCUUUGAAUGUUUAUUCUUUGCCGGUACACUGUAUGGCUGGAGCUCUCUGGUGUUUGUAUUUAAGGAUGAGGGAAUAUAUUCAAACUUGUGUGAUUUGUCACCCGUGUUUAGAAAUGAUACAACUGGUGAUGUUUAUAAUAUUACGACAGAUGUGCCAAUUUAUAAAGUUAAAGACGCAAGUUUCGAGGAUUUUGCUUCGAAUAAAACAACUGUAGAUAAUAUGACAACUGUAAAUGUUUCUAACAAAACUGCAGAAGUGGUUGACGGACACCAGAACGGACGUAUGCAGUGUAAAGAACAAGACAGCGUAUUAUCCUUAUGCUUCACAAUAUCGUCUGCAAUAUUUUGUAUCAGCUGUGUGGUGAUGGGCCAAGUAAACUAUAAACUUGGCACUAGGAUAACCAGAUACAUCGCUUUUUUCAUAUUCGUUGCUGGAGCACUAUGUUUAGCAUUUGUUUCUAAAGCCGUGCCAUGGUUGAUGUUUCCGGGGCUUUCUAUGAUUGGCAUAGGAGGGUUACCUUUGUUUGUCACUAAUAAUCAGAUAGCUAACCUGUUUACAACUGGCAGUUCAUCGGUUGUGGGGCUAAUGUGUGGAGGAUAUGACAUGUCAGCUGCGGUUUAUCUUAUUAUUAAGCUAGCUCAUGAAAGCGGGUUUUCACGAAGAAACAUGUUUUUCGUUUUACUAGGAGUGCAUUGUCUAACACUUGUGAGUACACAGAAAUUUCUUCCGAAAAGUUUCAUACAUCAAAAGACAACAUUACAGGAUAAAGAGAUAAAGGUCGAUGAUCCACGAUCUAGCACCCGAGAAAAGUUACUUAUACAAGAGAACGUCCAACUUCGUAGACGAAGAGCUUCUCUAGCAGAUGUACAGCCACUAAGCAGCUACCUUCGACAGCCAUUAUUUAUUACACAUAACGUGUGGUUGUGCCUCUUACAACUUAGGUUUUACUAUUUCAUAGGCAACCUGAACCCUUUCCUUAACAGAAUACUCAACAAUGAUACUGCAAAAGUGAGCUAUUUUACUGACGUCUGCUUCUACACUAUGAUGGGCGGUCUACUAUCGUCAUUCCUUGUUGGAAUCGUUUAUGACGGUCAAAAAGCAAUAUUUAAAAAGGGUAGCACAAAGUUAUACCGCUGUUUAAUGCCAGCACUGCUUCCGCUGUCUCUAGCCAGUGUGUUUGCAAUAUUGUUGUCAGUGCUGGUAAUGACGCCUACACAAGUUGUGAUAUAUGUUAUCUUUAUCAUCAUGACCCUCUAUAGAUCAUUCUUAUACAGCAUGGCAGCAGCUUUUAUAAAUGCAAUAUUUCCGAGCCAGUAUUUUGCGGUAUUGUAUGGUAUAACCAUGAUAGCCGCCGGUGUGUUCAGCCUCUUCCAGUACGCUCUCUUCAGUUGGACAGAAGCUUACUUAAAAGCUCCAUUCCAUGUCGACAUAUUUCUACUUUGUGUUAGUGUUUUGACUUUAGGACAUCCGGUGUAUAUGUGGUAUUGUGGUUGGAAAGAAGAGAGGCUAGCACUGACAGAACUGUAGCCGUUUCUAAAGUAAAGUUAUCUCCGCUUAACUAGAGACCUGUGAAUAACGAGAAUUGUACAUACUAAAUAUUAUUACGCUUGUAUUAUCAAUGUAGCUGCCUGCACUAGUAAUAUCAUAUGUGAUGCAAAGAUACAUUGAUAUUAAGACAAAGUCACACGAGAGAGGUGCAUAAAAUCUAGCGAGAUAACUUUUGUUCUUAAAAGACUCUCGAAACAAAAUGGUAUUUAUCUCAGUGUCAAAACUUCUUGAAUACAAGCUGUUGUAGCGUAACAUUUCUAGUGAUAUAAUCAAGUGAACAGGGUUGUAUUAUACAUUUGUUAUUUAACAUUGACAUUUUGGUACUUAUUUGUUCUGUAGAGAUACAGAUAUUGCAAUUGACAUAAGAAGUUUAUAAAAAAAAUACGUAAAUAAAAUGUUUUAUAAAAUAAAUAGUUAAUCAUACCAGUAUUUACAAAACUUUAAACCUUCACAGUGAAGUUUUCAUGAAGCAUCCAACAUCCCGUUUCGGAGUAAUGCUUCUGACACUGUCAUUUUUAACUUGGCAUCCCUUUCUAUACUCACUUCAGAAUCAUUCAUUUUGUUUUGCAGUUUUUGCAACUACAGAAAUUUUUCUUGAAUUAAAAGUACGUUUCUUCUCAGAAAUAACGUCCUGGAUCAUUUCAAUGCGCCUGCAUUCGGCAAAACUUGUUGAGUACCAAAAAAGCAAAAAGUAAUAUUUCUUUCAUUAUCCAUUGCUGCAAUUUAAGUAUUUGUACUUACACCUUUAAUAUAGAAUUUCAAAGCAUAAUGUUAUAUUCUAGUAUAAAAAGUUUUAUUCUUUAAACGUGCUUUGCGCGAUAUUUUUAUCAUAUAAAAACAGACAUUCUAUAUGCGCCGUGUAUUUCCAACUAAAGGCACUAUUUUUCCAAAGUUUGCGAUAAAUGAAACAUCUUUUGUAAAAAACGAUUUUUACUUUCUUAAGGACAGUCCGUUUCAAUUCCAUCUAUUUUCAGAAAAAUAAUUCAAUAUCAAGAAUUUCAGACAUUUUUGUCUCUUUUCUUAGCACGUAUUUUGCCUGGGAUUUUCGUGAGUUUGAAAGUCACCGCAUUCAAAACUUCCGGUGAUUAGUUAUAGGAAUUCGUGUUCUUGGACCAAAACAAUUACUUCAUUUUACCAGUCACUAUUUUGGCUCAAGAUUUUCAGACACGUACAAAUAUGAGAGAGGAACUCCUCUAAAAUGUCUGUUAUAAAGCGAUCGUGAUUUGAAUGCUAAAUAAGGAAAAUGUCAGGAAAAAAUUGCUGAUGUGCAAUAAUUGCUGCUAAAUGAACGUCGAUAGACAUCUAACUGAAUAAGAUGUUUUCUUGCCCUAACCAGUGUCCCUUUAUAUUAGAUUUAUCUGCCUGUCAGACAGAAUUGUUCUAUUGCCUGAAGAUUCAAUUAUGGAAAUAAACAGAUUCUGAAAAGUAUGGGAAGAAACAGAGGAUGGUUUCUGUCAAAAUAAGAUAUUUUUUUAAAAAAAUAGAAACAAAUACAUUUCGUUGCGAUGUUUACGUCGUCUAACCUUAUGUUGGUUAGCUAUAACUUUGUUUUAUGACAAUUUUCGUUUCAUGUAUCUCACUUUUAUAUAUUUUAUUUUGCUAUAGUUGUCAAAAUAUAACUGCUGCAUUUAUCAGGGACUUUUUCAUUUUUUUUAAUGUUGAAAAGUACAAACUUGCGUUCUAGACACCCGGUAACCGGACGUCUAGCCCUUUUCGGCGUCAGAUAAUCAUUCUAUUGUUAGCUGAUGCAUAUUUUGUUUUUGUUAAUUAUUUCAGAGAUCGAAUAUAUGUUUAAAUAGUUCACAAGUCUGCUUUAAAUAAAAAAAAUUCCAGACGCCUAGA
Molecule: messenger RNA, 5423 nt
Organism: Mercenaria mercenaria
Lineage: Eukaryota; Metazoa; Mollusca; Bivalvia; Venerida; Veneridae
Exons: 20
Coding region: 396-3560 (1054 amino acids)
Biological process (GO): transmembrane transport
Molecular function (GO): transmembrane transporter activity
Source: RefSeq, a predicted model, not a curated record